Messenger RNA from Penicillium macrosclerotiorum, 1470 nucleotides. RefSeq names its product Alcohol dehydrogenase superfamily zinc-type. The coding region runs from base 1 to 1470 and encodes 489 amino acids. Gene Ontology annotation, molecular function: oxidoreductase activity; zinc ion binding. The transcript has 8 exons. Lineage: Eukaryota; Fungi; Ascomycota; Eurotiomycetes; Eurotiales; Aspergillaceae. The record is from RefSeq and is a predicted model, not a curated record.
AUGGGUAUCUCUUACAAUGUCUACCUGACCUCCAACAAGAUCUUCGGCUGUAAGACAUGCAAGACCCAUCUUGCGGACUAUAAUGAUAUUGUUAGCCGGAAUUUUCGUGGCCAACAUGGAAAGGCCUAUCUCUUCAAUACUGUCGUUAACGUUACCGAGUCGGAUGCCGUAGAGCGCAGCAUGACCACCGGUCGACACGUCGUACGCGAUAUCGCUUGCCGACAAUGCAAAGAAACGGUAGGGUGGAAAUAUGACAAGGCAUACGAGACUAGCGAGAAAUAUAAAGAGGGAAAGUUCAUCCUUGAGGAAGAACUACUCUGCAUAUCCCGUACUCUAGCAAGCGUCAAGCCAUUGGUCCUCCCAGUCAUCCCUCCCCAGCAAUCGAAAAUGGCCCCUUCUACCUCGACCCAGGGCACCAUGCAAGCAGUGGUGUUCAAAGAGCCCUUCAAGGUGGCAGUUGAGCAGCGACCAAUCCCUACUGUACAAGAUCCGGAGGAUAUUGUCAUUAAGGUGGGCUAUACCGCGCUCUGUGGCAGUGACUUGCAUGUGUACCGUGGCAUCGAGCCUAGCCCUCCGGGUCCUAUUAUGGGCCACGAAUUCACGGGUGAGAUUGUUGAAGUUGGUAGCGCAGUCAAGACGUUGCAGAAGGGUGACCGUGUCGUCAGUGCUUUUACUACCUCCUGUGGAAAAUGCUUUUACUGCAAACAAGGACUCUCUUCGCGGUGCGAAAAAAACACUUUGUUUGGAUGCGAGCAUCUUGACGGUGGCCAGGCUCAAUACGUCCGUGUUCCGAAUGCCGAGGGCACCGUAAUCAAGACCCCCGAGGGCGUUGAUGACAAGUAUCUCGUGCUGAUGGGUGAUAUCUUCCCCACGGGAUACUUUGCCGCCAGCAAUGCCUUUAAGAACUCGACUCCCGAGCAAAUCGCUGAACAGACCGUUGUUGUGAUCGGCUGCGGCCCUGUUGGCCUCUGUGCCGUCAUCAAUGCACUGGAGUUCAAGCCCAAGCAUGUUCUGGCCGUGGACUCGGUUCCCUCAAGACUCGAUCUCGCCAAGUCGCUGGGUGCCGAGCCAUGGAACUUUAUGACUGACCGCGAAGGUCUGGACAAGCGCGUGAAGGAGCUUACCAACGGCCGGGGUGCCGAUGCUGUCAUUGAGGUUGUUGGACUGAGUCCCGCGCUGCGCACUGCCUACGACCUGUUGCGGCCAUUCGGCACCAUCAGCAGUGUUGGAGUUCAUAAUGCAGAGAUUCCUUGGGAUGGCAAUGAUGCCUACGGGAAAAACCUCACUGUCCAGAUGGGUCGUUGCCCUGUCCGGUCGGUCUCCGACAAGGCCUUGGAGGUUCUGAAGAAGAACCAGCAUAAGCUUGGAUUCAUGGCCGAGCAUAUCAUGCCUCUUUCGCAAGCCGUUGAGGCGUAUGAGCUAUUUAAUGCGAUGAAGGUGCAAAAGGUGAUUUUUGUGGCGGACCAGUAA